UCACUGGGUUACACUGGGUACAGAGCGACGAUAACUGGAAAUAACCUCGCAUUCGCAUGCGAGGCAAUUUAAUGUAUUCGUUCGGUAUAAUGUGGUCGCCAGACUACAACUAUUUAUAAAACCAGCUCGCGGACGGAGCAUGCCCUUUAAAAUGAAUCUAUUAAAAUUUUCGAAACAUUGUUUUUUCAAUGGAGCAGUCUUGUUUGUGAGAAUUUAACAACAGCCAGAACAUCUGAUUGAAAAUGGCUUUGUUAGGAGCACAAUUGGUCAUCACUCUUGUAAUGGUCAGUGUCAUACAAAAAUUAAGUCCACAUUUUUCUUUCGCAAGAUGGAUCUUAUGUUCUACUGGAUUGAUACGAUAUCUGUAUCCGACAGAUCAACAACUUAGAGCAUUGGCUGGUGUGCCAAAAGAGAAACCAAAGAGAGGAAAACACAGUGAAAAUGGCAAAGUAGGAGAUGUAUUUCAUAUUCCUAGAAAUCUAGAUAUUCAGCUCGAAAGUACAAAAGUGACUGCGCUUGAUGUUGUACACUUAAAAUAUUAUACGGAAUAUCAAUGGCUAUUGGAUUUCUCAUAUGCUUCUAUUGUUUAUAUACUGACAGAGGCAUAUAAUUAUUUGUAUCCAAUCAAAGAUGAGAUUAAUCUCAGUGUACUAUGGUGUUUGGUAGUUCUGGGUUUUGCAUUUAAGGUGCUACUUUCCCUCUGGGUACAAUAUUUCAAAGGAGAGGAAAGUGUAGGUGAAAGAUCUACAUGUAUUGUUACUGGAUUUGCAUACCUUCUCAUUGCUAUGAUGGUGCUUAUAGUUGAUGAAAAUAAAUUGGAAAUUGGUUUGGAAAAGGCAUAUACAAGUUUUAAUCAUAGCGCUUCUCGAUUUUUAGAUACUCAAGGGCUUUCUUCCACGGGGCCAGCUUCAAAAAUAGUUGUGAAGUUCUUCCUUGCUAUAUGGUGUGGUCUAUUGGGAUCGUUAUUCACUUUCCCAGGAUUAAGGGUAUCAAAGAUGCAUUGGGAUACAUUAAGGUAUUAUAAAGACUACAAAUUAUUGUUAUUGAUAGCAAAUAUCAGCUAUGUCUCACCAUUGCUACUGGUGAGCUUAUGGAUUACACCUAUCAGCAGGGAUUAUUUGACUGUUCGAAUAUUUAGUGGUAUGACUGGUCCACUAAUGACAGCUGCAAGUUUUGACAGUAUGAGAUUGAUUAUUAUCAUCAUUGCUGUUUUAUUAAAAAUUGUACUGAUGCCAAUAUAUUUGCAAUCUUAUUUAAAUCUUGCAAUUCAAAGAUUAGAAAUUCAGAAGAAAGAGGCUGGUAGAAUAACUAAUGUUGAUUUACAGAAAAAGAUUGCAGCUGUGUACUAUUAUCUAUGUGUAGUUGCGCUACAAUUUAUUGUUCCAAUAAUUAUGUGUUUAUUUUUUACAUUUCUGUACAAAACGCUCGGUGGUUUUACUUGGGAAGGUAUUUUAAACGGAACACUAGAGGAAGAGUGUCCAGCGGAUGAAUUACCGAAAUUACACUUGUCUACAAUUAGUAAUGAUAAUACUGAUAAGACUGUUAUACAAACUGCUGAAGAACUUCAACUUGCAUUAAAUUCAUUGAAGCAGAUCUUUACCACAGAUGUUUAUAGAGGUAUCUUAGGAUUGGCAACAUGGUGGAGUUGUUUUGCAUUAUUUGCGACUAGUGCUAUGGGCAUGUUUUAUCAAUCAUAUUUUUCCAACAUAUGAAGAGAUCUAGAAGAAAAUCCAGACAUCGCACAAAUCUUCAUUAUUUUACAAAUCGGUCAUUCAUUAUUAGAAUCAUAGCAUUAUCCAUUCAAAUACAUAUUUUCAGAUUACCAAUUUAACAUAUGCCUAUGGUCAAAUAAUUAGGAUGACAGCUAUGAUGUAUAAUGUAAGAUUUUGUAAUACAUAUAUGGCAAUAAAUAUAAUAUUGCAGUUGUAUUAUAAA
Cataglyphis hispanica is the source of this 1935-nucleotide messenger RNA. It is a transcript of the gene emei, whose product is annotated as transmembrane protein 161B. The record is from RefSeq and is a predicted model, not a curated record. Lineage: Eukaryota; Metazoa; Arthropoda; Insecta; Hymenoptera; Formicidae.